Messenger RNA from Echinostoma caproni, 207 nucleotides. The record is from the annotation of a GenBank genome assembly. Lineage: Eukaryota; Metazoa; Platyhelminthes; Trematoda; Plagiorchiida; Echinostomatidae.
AUGUUUAAACAAGCGCACUCACGCAAGGUCUAUGCGCAACCGGCAGAAAGUAACGUCUACAAUGAUAUGGGCACGCAAUUGGAUCAACCGACAACCAAGUGGUUCUAUCUUUUGCUCUUCUACACCUUGCUUCGACGAGCUGUCACAACAACAGCCGAUAUCAAACUGACUGAUGCUUGUGGUGUUUCUGACUGGAUUCAGAAGUGA